CGACACGACCACGACGACCGGCCCCGAGGGAAUAAACAUAAUAAUAUUUAUCAUUUUUAUUAUUAUUGCACUUGAUAACUCUCAUCGCAUUCGUUGGUACCUAUUACACUUGUGCUUCGUAUUUAAUAUCGGCCGCUGCCGACGGCAUUCGCGUAAAAUUCGUCAUAAUAUUAUUAUUGUUAUUAUUAUUAUUAUUAUUAUUAUUGUAGGUAAUCUACACUUAAAAUAAAUAAUAACAUUUGUACAAUUAUAUUGUUGUGGCAGUGGUGCGCGUCGUCGUGUGUCCGACGGACAACGACAACAGUACUAGCGGCGCGGCGUAAAUCAGCGACCCGUCCGCGAGUUAUCAUUAACAUACCUAUUAUUAUUAUUAUUAUUAUCGACGAGAGUCGGUGCUGCGCGCUAUCAGUGUUGCGGUGAUUGGAUUGGUGUUUAUUUGUGUGUGCGUGUAAACGCGAGGCGCCGUCUAUGCGCUUAUCCGUGUCUCGUCAAAGGCUGUUGUAGUUGUCUCGUCCGUUCCGCUUACCGCCGUAGCUCUGAAUAAUAAUCGCCGAUAGUCUUCCGAUUUCCUGUUCAGUUUCGUCGUUAACAUCGGUCGCCGAUAUUUCCACGGCGUGACACAAUUCAGUGUUCAGUUACCUUUAUGUUUUGAACGAACGAAUCGAUACACGAUGGAAGCUAUUGCCAAACACGACUUCAAAGCAACUGCCCCCGACGAACUAAGCUUCAAAAAAGGCAGCUUACUCAGGGUGAGUCUUAUUUUGCGUGACACGGACCUUGGGGUGCUGCCAUCGAAAAGCACCCGUCUGUUGUCUGACCGAAUCCAAUGUUGUUUUUCAGGUGAUCAACAUGGAAGACGACGUCAAUUGGUUUCGCGCUGAGUUCGAAGGCAAAGAAGGACUGAUACCUAGCAAUUAUAUCGAAAUGAAAAAUCACGAGUGAGUGACCGAGAAUACCUAUUACUGCUGUGUUUGGGGUAACUGAUAAAAUCUAUCCGUUCAUUCAUUCAGUGGGUAGAAAAAAUCUCCCCUUUUAGAUAGUACCUAAACUCUGUUAAAAAUUGUAUACAUAAUAUUAAUAUUUACUCGUAUUUUGUAAUUUAGUACAGAAUUGUUGUAAAUCUAUUCAAUUGUACUAAAUUAUACACGUUAAUCCCUACAUAACUUUAAAGGAAGUGGCUAUUUCAACAUCUGGUGAAAAUUUACUUAUUUAUGCUCUAAUUGGACAUAUUAUUGAUAUUUGAUUUACUUACCUAUUUCAUAAAAAUUUACAAAUUGUUUAAUAUUUUUAAUAAGUAGAUAGAUUUAUGAAUAAAAAAUAUUUAAAUUGGUGAUUUUCCAUAUUUUCAUCUAGAACCAGAGAGUUCAAACAGUUCAAACAGUUCAAAAAUAAAUGAAAAUUUUAAUUUAUUGAUAUUUUAUAUAUUUGUUAAUAAAGUGUUCUUGUAUCUUGCAUUAGAAUAUGCAGCCUUUAGAUAAGUAUGUUUAGGGUAAACUAUGUCAAAGUAAAUCUAAAGAAUUAAAAUUUGACCAAAGGUAUACAGUACUUAUUAUUAUAGAUUUAUAAGGCAAUACUUAGGCCUCUUUUUUUUAAAAAAUAAAAGAUCUAAUUAUUAUUGCACUUAUUUAUAAAAUAAAAUAUAAAAUUAAUAACAGUAGUAUACAACUUUUUUUAUUUUGUUAAAAAUCUGUAAGGCAGUAGGGCACAUAAAUAUUCAAAUAAGCAUCAGAUACUGAAAUAACUACUUCCAUUUUAAACAAUUAUUUUCUGUGAACAACUUUUCUAUCAGAAAUUUUGAUUUGAUUUUAAGUGUAUCACUUUUUCUGUUAGAAAAUCUAACUGGGGGAGGGGAAUUAAUUUUUUGAUUUUUUUCAGGAAUUUUUUAAAUGGAAAAAAUGAGAAAAUUUACAAAUUUUUAAAUCUUAAAUAUUACAGCCUUUCAAAACAUGUAUAACUAAACUGCUCAGAAUUGUUUUUUGUUACCAAUUGUGUACAGGUAUACAUUAAAUUUCCCCUCUACCUUCCCACCUACAUAGAGUGACCUACCCACCUAUUGUGUGAAGUAUGUCCACUCGUUUUUAAACAAUAACUUUACUAAUCUAUACAUUUUAAAAUUUAGUAUUAAUAGUAUUAAAAGUUAGAUUUUAUCUAUUUAUAUUUUUACUUAGUUAAAUCCUGCUUAGUUUAUAGUAAACUACAGGGACUAAAAUUGUGUGUAGUACGACACACUUUGUAUAAUAUGAAAUGUUAAGCGUAAACUACGAAGUUAAAAAGUGUGUAGCGACUAUAUUAUAAUAUUUAUUUUUAUUCAUUUUCAAUUUUAUAUUUUUUUUCACUUUUAAUAAUUUUUAUUGGAGAAAAAAGUUGUAAAAUGUGUCUUUAUUAAAAUUAUUAAAGUGGAUCUGUAAAGCAUUGUCUGUUAUUAUAUAAUUACAUAAUUCAAAGAUAAUACAAGGCAUGAAAUAGAUUACAGGUACCUACUUUCAUUAUCAAUGUUUAAAUUUUAGAUAAUAUUUUAUUAUUAUAUUUAUGAUGAGUUAAUUGUAUUAGUUAUGUAUUUUUCAAAAUUGUUUUGAAUAAGUUGAUAAAAAAAAAAAACUAAUUUUCUAAUUUAGUCUCACUGAGCAAAUCUAAAAUAAUGUCUUUAACAUGUUAAACGCCAACGUCAAUGCGUCGUUGAUACGACUAAACGGGUGCCCAUAGCCGGUGUCAACACGUUGUUGACACACAAUAACCUGUCUGUUAUUGUGACUUUGUGAAGCUGACUAUAGCCGUACACAUUUGAAAUUUUAGUCGGCCAUUCAUUAGCGUAUUGUUUAUUACGCGGAGCAGAUGGUUUCGAUUUUUCGUCUAUUUUAUAUUUUAUUUACAAUUUACACUUUUAUAUGAAAUAAAAAUGAAUAAAAGGUAAGUUUUAUUUUUAUUUUACAUAAAUUCUUACAUUACUUUUACAUUUGGAUAGUUAUAUUAUAAUAUACCUACUUAUACAUAAUAAUCUUUAUACAGUAGAUAUAUAUAAUCAUAAUAUAUACAAAUUUAUAUAAUUUUUUUUUUUAAAAAAUUAAUUUUUCUCAAUUUUCAGAGUUUAUUUACAAUUAUAAAUUAUAAUUAUAUAUUAUCGAUAAAUACUUAUGAUCUUCAGUCGUAUAAAUACAUAAAAUGUAAAAUAUUAUCUAAUUUGAAUAUUUUUUUUUAAGAAAAAUGGGCAACCCUGCAAUGACCGACGAAGAAUUAUUACGUAUGUUGGAAAAUUCAGAUGAUGAUUUCGGCUUAAGUUCUGGUACUGAUUUAGGGGAAAGGGAUUCUGGUGAUGAUGAUGUCGAUCCAGAAUGGUCACUUCCAAUAGUACAACCCAAAGAGAAUAAUCAGAUAAUAUCAGAUGUACCUAUUAUUUCUACAUCAGGUUAUACGUGGAGUAAUAGACAACCUAUAGUGACACGUAUCCCUUUUUCAAAAUCCAGAGGAUUGAAGAUUUUAACACAAGUAAAUGAGCCGAUUGAUUAUUUUAAUCUAUUAUUCGACGAUAGACUUAUCGAGUUGAUAGUUAAUGAAACCAAUAAAAAUGCAGUUCAAGUUUUUUUAUCUGGAUCUGGAGGUUUAUCAUCUCAAAUUACGGCGUGGAAAGAUACAAAUAUACAAGAAAUAAAAUUGUUUAUAGGUUUACUGUUUCAUACAGGAUCUAUACGACUCAAUCGGUUGGAAGAUUAUUGGAAGACAAGUGAAUUAUUCAAUAUAAAUUUUUUUCGACAAUAUAUGAGUAGAAAUCGUUUUAUGUUAAUUUUAAGAAAUUUACAUUUUGUUGGCAAUGAAAAUUAUGACAAUAAUCGCCUGAAUAAAAUUGAACCAAUAGUAACUUAUUCCAAUAAUAUAAUAAUGUAUAUAGUGUUAUAAUUGUACAAAUUGAAUAAUUUUGAGGUAAAAAUAUAUUUUCAUUUUUUUGUUUUAAAUAUUUUGAAAGUAUAAUAAUAGUUAUUUGAAAAUAAAAAGCCCAUGGCCGGUGUCAACGCGGUAUUGACACCCACAAAUUAUACCAAUUAUACGCGCGGCUACAGGCCCCCGCAUGUCGAUCGACGGCAGCGAUGGGCGCGCGCACGUCGAAUCGACGUUGGCGUUUAACGUGUUAAAAUAGUUAGGCUCUAUAUUAAUUUAAAAUCCAGUCUUUAAAAAAAAAAAAAAAAAUCUUUCCUAUAUAAUAAUGGAAAUGGGCACAGCCACUGUUAUAGGUAAUUUAAUGUAUACCUAUAAACAAUAAUAAACCAUUACUAACAAAAAACGAUUCUGAGCGGAGUUCAGUUGAUAGUGAUGCUUUGUUAACAAUAUGUAUGACAUAAUAUGGUAAAAUAAUUAAAUAAGUAUUAUAUGUGUUCUUUAAUAAUAUUUGUUUAAUGUUGUAUCGUUUUUCCUGGUUUUCCCAGUUUUCAUAUUUAUUGUGGAAAAUCCUGUGAAAAAAUGACCUCCCUAAUGUACUUUCCCACAUCUAUUUAUUUUCAGAAAAGGUGUUACACUUAAAAAUCGGAUCAACAUUUCUGGUAGAAAAGUUGAACACAAAUUAAAAAUAAUUAAUAAUAAACAUUCUUGUUAACCAUAAGCUUCUUCGCUCCACUCAGAAUCUAGAAAGGCUAUUUAUCCUUAUAUGAUAAUACAUAAAGGAAAAUGUAAAUUAAGAUUAAUUCGCAAGCGAUUAUUAUUUUGGUGAUAUGCUAAUUAAAUUCCCCCCCCCCAUCAAAAACUAAAAUGAUUCCAUUGGGAAAAGAGGGUUGAUGAUACCUAUGAUAUAGUAUGUUUUGAUAUAAUGUAUGCAGUACAAAAAUGUAUAUAUUUUAGCCUCUAGUAAACUAAAAAUAAAAUUACUAAAAAUAUUGAAAUGUCCACUUGUAGAUAAAUAAAGAGAUUUUGUCUAAAUGAAAAAAAAAAAUAAGAGAUUAGUCUUAUUAUAUAGUAGCUGCAUCAUAAUUAUUGUUAACUACUAUAAGCUAUCUAUUUGGAAUGUGUAAUUAACAUUAUUUCUCAUUUAUAUUAUAUGUGAUUGCAGUUGGUAUUAUGGAAAAAUCACCCGAGCGGACGCAGAAAAAUUAUUAGACCAACAACCUGAAGGUUGUUUUCUGGUAAGAAUAAGUGAGAGCUCCCCGGGAGACUUUUCGCUAUCAGUUAAGUGAGUAAAACAAAUUUCAUUGUACAAUUAUAUAUUUUUAUAAAUAUUUAGUGUAGAUAUGACCUUGAAUUCAUAAUUUAUUAUUAAAUAUUUAAUAAUAGAUGUGGUGAUGGUGUUCAACAUUUCAAAGUUUUAAGAGAUGCACAGGCAAAAUUUUUCUUGUGGGUUGUGAAAUUUGAUAGCCUAAAUGAGCUAGUAGAUUAUCAUCGGGAAUCAUCUGUGUCCCGUUCACAAGAUGUAAGACUUAGAGAUAUGCCAGCAGCAACUCAAAAUGGAUUUAACCAAAAACCGGUAUUUUAUUAUCUAUGCUAAAAAUGUGAAAUGAUAUUAACAAAGUUAAAUAAUAAAUAAUAAGUAUAUUAUGCUUUUAUAGACACUGGUAAUUGGAAUGUAUGAUUUCACACCUCAAGAAGAAGGAGAAUUGGCAUUCAAACGAGGAGACGUGAUAACUGUAACAAACCGCACUGAUGUAAAUUGGUGGCGAGGUGAGAUUGGAACUAGAGAAGGAUUAUUCCCAGCAGCGUACGUCUCCCCUUAUCAUGCCCCUUAAUCUGUAGGUGUUUUUAUAAUAUGUGUGGAAUGUAUUUUACUACUGUAAAAGAUAUGUGACCAUGAUAUAGACUUAACAAUUUUAGGUUUUUCAGUCAGAAUCGGAUAAAUUAUUGCAAUAAAAAUAUUUAAAAAAAGUCAAAUUAUUGUUUAAAUUAUUUAAACAAUUUUUAGGUUGUUUAGGUUUCCAAAUUUUGUUACUAAAUACUUCAUUGAUAUAUUAACUUGGUAUUUUUUUUUUAUUUUUGCUUAACCAUUAAUUUUUUUUUGUUAUUAUAUAUGAAGUUAAUACAUAUGAAUCAAAAUUAUAAUAUGUUACCUACCAUCCUACCUAACAAUUAUUUUAAAAUUGUCAUAAAACGUACUAGUUCUUACUAUUAGCAAUAAAAAUACGCUCCACUAUUUGACACUUAAAAACCUCUAAGUUUGAGACUUUUCAUAUUAGUAAUUAGAUAAAUGUUAAUGAUUUUUUUUUUUUAACCUUUUGGUAUUUGUAACUUUGAUUUACAAGUAUAUGUAUGAGUUUUUUGCUCACUUGCUUGAAGUAAAAAUUUAUAACAAAUAUCGCUUUCAUAAUCUGCUAUUUUUUUUCAUAAUUAUCUUUUAGUUCAGCAUAUUAUGUUAAAUUAUUUUAACAAUUAUUAUAACAUUUAAUAAUGGAUCAUUAAACUCAAAUUCUGGGUUUAUUAUUUAUUAAACUUUGAUUUAUUGCAAUAUCUUUUUUUUCAAACACCAUUAGACGUAUAUUGGUGAAGCAAUUUUAAGCAAUCUAGGUACUAGUUUAAUGAACAAACUGUUUUGGCGACAUAGUUAACAGUAAUUGUUUGAUAGCUGAAUGCACUUUUCGGCAACCAUGUUGCCGAAAUCAGCUAACAAUUGAAAACUACGUUUACAGUUUUCGGUUACUAUUAAUCUACUGAUAAGGACUAUCAUUCAAUCAUUCUAUCCAUUUUCUAUAACUAAAACAAAUUAUACAGCAAACAAAACGUUUUAGCAAUUAACCGACCAAGUAGCAUACAACAUAGCAAACUGUUUACUGAAAGUUGCAUCGCCAAAAUACGCCUAUUUAUUGUAAAAUUCAUAAGUUUGUAUGAAAAUGAAAUUUAGUAAAAACUCUAAUAUUGAUUUUAAGGUAGUAGUAAGUAAUUUGUUUUUCAUACUUUAUGACCAAUAAGCUAUAGUAAAAUGAACAUACCAGUAGUCUGAUUUCUGAUUUGAAAAUGAUUUGACUUUGUACACUACUUGUAGUUGGUAUGGACAAUAUUUUAAUUUUUUUUUUUUUGUUUCUCUUUAGUAAAACCUAACUAAAAUAAAAUAAAAAUAUAUAAACCUAUCAUGCAUUUUAAUAAAUUAACUAAAUAAUAACAAAUAAAAUAUGUUUUCUACAAAACAAGACAAGAAAUCAAAUAUAUUUUUAAAGUUAAAAUUGGUUUAUAGCUUAAUAUGCAUAGAUAAAAAUGGCCAUACCACAUCCCCAUACAUUGGUAGGUAUCAGGCAAUAGAUUAAAUGAAAUGUCUUUCAUUAAGGUGGUCAUAAAAGGUAAAAAAAAAAUGUUUAAAUUUAGAAAAUUGGAGUAAGUUUAUACAAUUAUUUCCAAUCCCCUUAUUAAUAAAUACAUUUGUUGGCCACAUAUUUUGUAAAUUAUAUGUUAUCAUUGGGGUAGAUUUCAUUUUUAACAUUUGUGUAUACUAUUAUAUUUAAAUUAGACCUAUUGAAUUUAGUACAAGUUGAAUGAAUCUUGAUGUUUUGUUUUUUUUUUUUUUUUUUUACCAUUUAUACUCUCAAUUCUUUAUGGAGUUUAAUUUAAAAUAUGUUAUAUGAACUCUAUUUUUUAAUAAUUUGCAUUUAAUUAAGGAAAUGUUUUUUAUUAAAUGUAUUUCCAUGUUAAUGUUUUAUUUUUAAGUUGAAUAUACAUAUGUAUAACGACAUUUAGCAACGCAAACAAUUUUAAUUGAUUUUUUUAAAUGAAAUUUAAAAAAAUCGCUCAAUUAUUUUACUUAUGACAUACAAUUAUUUUUUCUAUGAUUGAUAAACUUGACCCCUUACUUUCAAUCGAUUAUUAUUUUGUACUUAACAAUUUUUCAGUCAUAUCGAACAAAUUAUUUAAUUUUAAAUUUUAAAAUUAAACCAUACAAUGUCAAUUUGUGAUAUAUAAUAUUAAAAUUCCUUAGUCUUAUCUAACUACAUUUAUCAUAUUUCUUAUGUUAUAGUCUGUCAAGAUUUUUAUUUUCACCAAUUUUUCAAUGUAUUAAAUAUGAAUCUUCCCGAUUUAUUUAUAUGAAGUAAAACUCCAUUGUUGUUUGUUAAGUAUCUACUCGUAUGAAUAUUAUAUUCGUAUUCAAUAACAUUAUAAUAUAAUGUUAUUUUCUCAUUUUAUUCUUUUGCAAUAGGUACUUAUUUAUAUUUUAUUAUAAAUAUGCGUACAAUUGUGACCGUAAAAUGUCUUAGUCAUAAUAAAUUGAAGACUUAUGUAGUCGAAAAUAGUUGAAUAAUGUCUAUAAAGCCUUUAUUAAUCUAUUAUACUAUACGAUUUUAUAUUUUAAGUAACUAAUAAGUCAAUCUUGUCGUAUCUUAUGCAUACUAUAGAUUAAAUUUAAAAUGUUUUUGUGCCACAUUUAAUAUUAUAUUAUUUGUAUUGUAAAUAGUUAUGCUGCAAUAGUUUAUAAAUAAUUAUUAUACCUACUUAAAUAAUUUUUUUUUUCAAUAUUACCUUUAAUAUCUAUUAUCUGUUAAAUAUUUUAUUGAUAAUAUGAGUUAUAAAUAAUUAUUAUCAGUAACAAUAUAGUAUUCAAUAAUUAUAAA
Messenger RNA from Cinara cedri, 8504 nucleotides. NCBI's taxonomy places the organism in Eukaryota, Metazoa, Arthropoda, Insecta, Hemiptera, Aphididae. The record is from the annotation of a GenBank genome assembly.